This is a messenger RNA of Enterobius vermicularis (human pinworm), 2880 nucleotides long. The record is from the annotation of a GenBank genome assembly. Lineage: Eukaryota; Metazoa; Nematoda; Chromadorea; Rhabditida; Oxyuridae.
GCAUAUAUGGUAGCAGUUCAAAGUGUAUUGGAUAAAGGUUUAGUGAUAUUCACACCACUGGUACAAAGUGCCGAACAUAAUGUUGUUCGUGUUAGUAGGGCCAAGGAAUUAAAUCCUGCUGAUAACAGGGUUCUUCAUAUAGCUGGAGGUGAACAUGCCGGGAUCAUCAUUAACAAAUUAUCUAACGAACCGCCGAUGAAGGAGUGCGAUGUGGCUUUGAGUUUUUGUGUUUGGGUGACAGAUGGCGUCAAAAUCAGACAGGAAAACCGACAGUUACGUUUCCGGUUUGAAAAUGGAACUCAUUCUGCGGAGGAGCAUUCCUUAACUCAACAAUUUUUUAAAAAUUUGGUGAAUUCACUUCCAAGAGAUAUUCGAAGUUUUUUCAAAUUUCUUAAAAAAAACUGGGGUUUUUCGUGUAAUAAUAGGUUUUUAGAUUAUGCUUCUUUCUUAAAACGGAUCUUAAAGCUUGUUCAAACUGGUUAUUGGCCAAUAGUUGAAGUUGAAGUUGAUAUGCAACUUGUUAAAGCGGAAGAAGCUAUGCAAAUGCCUGACCCUAAGGAAUACGACUCGGAUUCUGAAUGCGAAGAUGUCAAUAUCGGCCACGUAAAAGAUGUACUGGAACAUGCAUAUCCAAAUGGGCUCUCAGUGGAUGUUGUCGCUGAAGCAUUACGUUGCACUGCAGAAGAAGUGGAGGCUUUCUUGGAAGAACUCGAGAAACAAGGAUUGGUUAAGAAAGUUGAAAAUGAGUGGAUUCGUGUCGACCCCGUUAAUGGUCCGUCAUCUGAUUUAUUUUGUUCAGUAAUUUCAUAUCUAUUCCUUGAGCUCAAAGCGGUGCAGACGAAAAUGUCUGAGGAAGUUAUGAACCAGCCACCUACAACCUCCAUGCGUGACCAUCAACCAACUAUAGCAAUUAUAACAUGUUUGUUCGUUGAAAAGCAGGCUGUGGAUGCUAUUAUUGAUGAGAGCACCACGAUGCAUCGAUACCGUUCUGGUGGGGAUUCCAAUAUCUAUACGCUUGGGUGGAUUGGACCACAUCGUGUGGUUGCUACGAAAUUAGCUGUUAUAGGUGACAGCCGUGAGGCGACUACGUCAGCAGGAUCAAUCACAACUCGACUGUUGGGGAAUUUUCAAAAUAUUGAACAUGUUUUUAUCGUAGGAGUUGGAGGCGGCGUAGCUCAUUAUACAGACGCUGAAAAGCAUGUUCGUCUAGGUGACGUAGUAGUAAGCUCUUCAGACCCUGAUGCAUAUGUGUUUGCCCACUCUUACACAAUUAAUAGGCAAACUGAGGCUGUUGAUGGAUUUGUUGUGAGGAAAUGGAAUCCUAAGGAUACCGUUAUUUCCCAAAUUGUUCAAGGAAUGUGUGUCUAUCGUUUGAUGGAUUGUCGUGUGCCAAUUAUUGUAGGUUAUUUUAGAGAUGACAAGUUCAAUGCGGAAUGGUCUGUUACAGCCAAAGAAAUGAGUGAAAAACUGAGUUCUACGUUGCCGGAUUUUAAUUUGUCUAGACCAGAAGCUGAUCUUUUGACGCUUUCUGUCGGAGGAGGCAAUAUGGUUGUUGUUCCGCAUCCAAACCAGGAAAGAAGUUAUCCUGUGGUACACGUUGGACCGAUUGGGGCUAUGGCUGCAUACAAGAAACAGACGCUGGAUGACCAAGCGGCAGGUGACACAGCUAGGGAUGCUGCAUCUCAUCUACGGGAUCGUUUUGCUGCUGAAUACGGACUUCGAGCAGUUGAUGCUGGUUUUGAUUCGGUCGUUGCAGCAGUGAGCGGCUCGCGUAUUGACAGUUGGGCACUUGUUCGUGGAAUAGCCGAUUAUCAACAUGGUCAGAGUCGUGUUGGUCGUACUUGGCAGUUGAGUACUUAUAGCCAGUUGUAUUUGUGGUACUCGUCAAUGUCCGUUAACCUAACUUCUAAUUUUUUUCGCCUUAUUUGCCACUUUCGGCGCCAAGAUUUGAAAAAUUAUAAGGAAGAACAUGACAAGUUAUAUUUGGAAGCCAAAAAAACCACCAAUCAUGCGGCUGUUAUCUCACAUUAUUAUUCGGUAAUGUCAGCAAUUAUUGAGGAAUAUUUUAACGGUAACUUUCACUUUGUUCCUCCUCAAAAUAAUCGACAAACUCUUGAAGAAGCGUUGAAAUGGCUCCAUGUUAGGAUUGCAAGAAGUUUGAAAUUGCAGAACGGCACAAAGUGUCUUGAUAUCGGCUGUGGGAUUGGCGGUGUAAUGAAGGAUUUGGCUUACACCGAUGCCAAAAUAACUGGUAUUACAAUCGCUGCUAAUGAGGUUUUAAUUGGCAACAAAAUUUUUGAAAAGGAAGGAAUCAAAAACUGCUAUAUAAUAGAAGGCGACUGUCAUCAAAUUCCACUGACUGACGGAAGUUACGAUGCUGCUUAUGCUAUAUAUUCUCUGAAAUACUUUGUGAAAUUGAAUCCCGUAUUUUCCGAAGUUAGUCGGGUACUUAGGUCUGACGGACUUUUUGCAGUUUAUGAUCUGAUAAAAACUGAAAAUUACGAUCCAAACAACGCUCAGCAUCGAGAAAUUGUUGAGGGUCUGGAGUAUGCUUGCGGGAUGCCAUCAUUGCAUUCUAGAAAUGAAAUGGUAGAGGAAGCUGAAAAAUGUGGCUUCAGACUUAUAGAUGAGAUUAAUCUUGACAAGGAAACAGGAUAUCCUUUCCAUUAUUGCUUCUCCAGCUCAACUUUUUUUAUGUGGCUUUUAAGGUCGGCUUUGAUUGCUUGGCUGAUAUCGGUUGGCGAAUUCUUGCAUAUUCUGCCGACGGGCUUUGGCGAAUUUUUUAAAGUUUUCUUGGCUGGUACAGUAACGAAAAUUGUUGAUGGAGGAAUUAAUGGGAUACUGUCUGGCGGAGAGAUCUUGAUUUUUCAAAAGAAGUAA